CACAUACACAACCACAGUCAUGGUACGUGUCGCCGACUGCUCCUACACGCGAUUCUUGCUGACCCAUAUCCUAGGCGAACUCAACGAUUGUUUCCAAUGCGGCCAACGUAAGUCUCACUGCUCGCGUGCUGCCAUCAAAUAUCUGCUAACGCGCAUUGCAGCUCAAGAAGUACCUCGACCUCCCCCAGAAGGGCGCCGUCAUGGCCGAGUACGUCUGGAUAGACGGUUCCAACGGAAUCCGCUCCAAGUCAAAGACUCUCAAGAGCAAGGUCGAGAGCCUCAAGGACCUCCCAGAAUGGAACUUUGACGGUUCGUCGACGGGCCAGGCGCCCGGCGACAACUCGGACGUCUACCUCCGCCCCGUUGCAUACUACCCCGACCCCUUCCGUCUGGGCGACAACGUCCUGGUCAUGUGCGAGACGUAUAUGUCGGAUGGCUCGCCCAACGCCUACAACUUCCGCCACGACGCCGCCAUCAUCUUCGAGAAGCACAAGGAGCACGGCUUCUGGUUCGGUCUGGAGCAGGAGUACACCCUUCUCGACGAGUUUGGCUGGCCUUACGGAUGGCCCAAGAACGGCUUCCCCGCCCCUCAAGGCCCCUACUACUGCGGUGUCGGUACCGGCAAGGUCUUCUGCCGUGACAUUGUCGAGGCUCACUACAAGGCCUGCAUGUACGCCGAGAUUGCCAUCUCCGGCACCAACGCCGAGGUCAUGCCCGCCCAGUGGGAGUACCAAGUCGGUCCCUGCCCCGACAUCUCGCUCGGUGACCAGCUCUGGAUGUCGCGCUUCCUGCUCCACCGCGUCGCUGAGGAGUUCGGCGCCAAGGUUACCUUUGCGCCCAAGCCCAUCCCCGGUGACUGGAACGGUGCCGGUCUGCACACCAACGUCUCCACCAACGAGACUCGUGGCGACAACGGCAUGAAGGCCAUCGAGGCCGCCAUGGAGAAGCUGUCCACCCGCCAAGCCGAGCACAUGGCCGUCUACGGCUCAGACAACCAGCUCCGCAUGACCGGCAAGCACGAGACUGCUUCCUACGACAAGUUCACCUGGGGCGUCGCCAACCGCGGUUCCUCUGUCCGUAUCCCUCGCGCUGUCGCAGCCGAGGGCAAGGGCUACUUCGAGGACCGCCGCCCUGCCUCCAACGGUGACCCAUACCAGAUCACCGGCAUAAUCGCUGAGACCAUGUACGGCAAGGUCGAGGGCGCCGAUGUCGCCAGGUUCGCCAAGAAGGCGGAAACCGUCGAGACCGAGAUGGUCAUUGACAUCCACAAGCCAUAAACAAAUCUUCCUUUGCUCCUUCUUCAUACCCCCUUUCGCGCUUAGACUAUUUGUUUGAUGAUGUGGCCGCCUUCUUUUGAUGGCUGGCUCUUGGGCAACAGUGUUUGGUCUUGUUCUCCUCAUGCAUAACAGCCUUUGAGGUUGCUUGACGACUUGGAAUGGAACUGGAACGUAAUAGCACGAGCAAUGAAUUAUGUCCAAUUGUCUUGA
Molecule: messenger RNA, 1487 nt
Organism: Alternaria rosae
Lineage: Eukaryota; Fungi; Ascomycota; Dothideomycetes; Pleosporales; Pleosporaceae
Product: glutamine synthetase
Exons: 2
Coding region: 201-1277 (358 amino acids)
Cellular component (GO): cytoplasm
Molecular function (GO): glutamine synthetase activity
Source: RefSeq, a predicted model, not a curated record